Wyeomyia smithii (pitcher-plant mosquito) is the source of this 939-nucleotide messenger RNA. RefSeq lists its product as uncharacterized. The coding region runs from base 1 to 939 and encodes 312 amino acids. Gene Ontology annotation, molecular function: DNA binding. Gene Ontology annotation, cellular component: nucleus. The record is from RefSeq and is a predicted model, not a curated record. Lineage: Eukaryota; Metazoa; Arthropoda; Insecta; Diptera; Culicidae. The transcript is spliced from 2 exons.
AUGUCGUGUGAAAACAAGAAAAGGGCCUAUUUAGACUACACGUCCGAAAAAUUACAGGCAGCUGUAGCUGAAGUACAGUGGAAAAGGUCAUCUAUAUUUGCGGCUUCCCGGAGCUUCAGCAUACCGUAUGGUACGUUGUAUCAUAAAAUACACGGUUUGUACAGCAAGAAACCUGGUUCACCAACCGUUUUAACCGAUGCACAAGAAUGCGAUCUUGCUGAUACCGUUCGUGUCGCUGGCGUUUGGGGAUUUCCGCUGACUGCGGAUUGUAUAAAGAAGCUCGUCAAGCAAUUCCUGGAUCACAACAAAAUGAAGACCAAAUUCAAGAACAACACUCCUGGAAAAGAUUGGAUCAACUCAUUCCUGAAAAGGCACACAUUAGUUUCGCGCUUGUCUCAAAACAUUAAGCGAAGUCGUGCCAAAGUGAGUCUUGAGACGAUCAAAAAUUAUUUCGACAAUCUUGCGACAACUGUGGAUGGUGUCCCUCCGGAAAACAUCAUAAACUACGACGAAACCAACUUCAGCGAUGAUCCGGGAUCGAAGCGCGUCGUAGUGCAAAGAGGCCAAAAACACGUAGACACAGUAAUGGACCAUUCUAAAUCCUCGUUUUCUGUAAUGUUUGCGGGGGCAGCCAAUGGAAAAAUGCUGCCACCGUAUGUCGUUUAUGCAGCUAUCCACAUGUAUCCAACUUGGACUGAAGGGGGACCAGAUGGUUGUAGAUACAACCGCACAAAAUCUGGCUGGUUCGACUCUAUGGUGUUCGAAGACUGGUUCUUCACGAUAGCACUGCCAUACUUCAACGGACUACGUAACGAUAAAAAACGUAUUAUCAUCGGCGAUAAUGUUGCUUCACAUUUAAGCUUCCGUGUUCUACAAUCCUGCAUGGCCAGCAAUAUCAGCCUGGUUCUGCUGCCGCCUAACGCUACUCACCUAUGCUAG